CUGCCUGCCUUCCUGCCCGUCUGCUUGCCUCAGCCUCCGUUCCUCCCUCCCCCUUCUUCCUUUACCUCUACGCUGCUAAGCUCUUAGUUUCCGAACUAUUGCACUGAUGGAUUUUUGCGUUUAUUUUCAGGACCAUUCUUUAAUGGAGUGGUCAUACAAGAAAGCAAUCACCAUCCAAGUUUACAGUGCUUACGAUCCCAUACCUGUACCUUUGAACCUGAUAUCUAAUUGCAUCACACUACUGUGGUCUUUGAGAAACUGUACAUUGUCUACAAGAUCAAAUAUUCCAACGAAUAAACAGCGGGCUCUAGAUGCAGUUGUCGAGGAUCUUUACCGUACCUACUUUGCAACUUAUGGUUAUGCCUUUCCUCUGACGGAGGAGACUAAACUGGACCAGGUACUCCAAGAAACACAAAGAAGCCGUCAAAUGACCAAUCAGAUCACUCAGAGGAUCUUUCCGGUAUAUCCGGGACAUGGUUGUCAACAGGAAGUUCUCCCUUGUGGUGAAAAGGUAAGUGUUUGUAUGCCAGCACCAGCAAAUAUAAAUGUGCACACUGCUACGUGCCCAAAACUCCAAUUGCAUGCCGGUAUGAUGGAAACUUUUAAAGGCCACGCCAAAGAUCUUCGGCAUAAUCUACACUGA
Molecule: messenger RNA, 643 nt
Organism: Orbicella faveolata
Lineage: Eukaryota; Metazoa; Cnidaria; Anthozoa; Scleractinia; Merulinidae
Biological process (GO): regulation of cytosolic calcium ion concentration; calcium ion transmembrane transport
Cellular component (GO): plasma membrane; cation channel complex
Molecular function (GO): inositol 1,4,5 trisphosphate binding; protein binding; store-operated calcium channel activity
Source: RefSeq, a predicted model, not a curated record